UUUGCUUUUAAUUUUGCGUUUCUUGUACAUUCACAGGGCUUUUGCCGGUAUUUCUAGUGCUGAAGAAGAGCAUUAUUGCUGAAAUUCAAGCAACUGUCCUUACAUCGUGGAUGAUCCACUGCUACCUGUUCUUCCAGAAUAUAAAAGGCGUCUGCAGUGUUCCAUCUAGCUUGGUGUUUGUUAUCCAACCCGAUGAAAAUGGUGUUCGAAGUGUUCUGUAAUAUGUGUAGUAAGGAAGGAUUUAAGGAGUGUCUUGGACGUGUCCGAAAUUCCAGACACACUGUUCUCUUUUUGGUCUUCCUGUCCCUGCUUAUCGAUAAUCUUCUACUGACAACCGUUGUUCCCAUAAUUCCGGAUUAUCUCUUUGGAAUCGACCAGAAAGAAGUCAAAGAGACUAUAAAAUCAAUGAACCGGACACUGAUAUGUUUGAAAAAUAGAACUAGUGGUCAACAUCAUCUUUUUCCUCAUGAAAACAGCACCUUGACUUUAACACAGGAGUUACUGUCAAAGUCUAUUCCGUUGGAUAUCAUCAGUGAAAACAGCAAAGUUGGAUGGUUAUUCUCUUCCAGAGCGCUUGUGCAGAUUGUAACAAACCCUUUCAUUGGACCGUUGUCUAACAGAGUGGGUUACUCUAUCCUAAUGCUAUCCGGGUGCCUCAUCAUCUUAUUGUCGUCCAUAAUUUUCGCUGUCGGAGAAACGUUCGUACCUCUGCUAAUAGCGCGUGCCAUCCAAGGCUUUGGCUCAGCCUGUAUGGCGGUAUCAGGAAUGAGCAUGAUCGCUGAGAAAUACCCGGAUGAUGUAGAAAGAAGUCGAGCAAUGGGGAUUGCUAUGGGAGGCACGGCCGCCGGGACUUUGUUGGGUUACCCGUUUGGAAGUAUCAUGUACACGUUUGUGGGUAAGACGGCCCCAUUCCUAAUCAUCUCCGCGCUGACAGCCACUGAAGCAGGUUUGCUGGCCACAGUACUACGCCCCUCUUUCCAUGACAAGACGGCAAGAGACGGAAACUCACUUCCGGAACUUCUAAAAGACCCACUAAUUUUAAUUGCCGCAGGGUCGAUCAUGUUCAGCACCAUGUCCAUGGCUGUACUGGAGCCGACGGUUCCAAUCUGGGUGAUGGAUACCAUGAACAUAGAGAAAUGGCAGCUGGGUUUGAUAUUCUUACCAGACAGCAUUGGGUAUCUUAUUGGGACGAACAUGUUUGGAGUUAUAGCCCAGAAAAUAGGCCGAUGGAUUUGUGCAAUAUCAUGUCUGAUUAUGAUCGCAUUUUGCUUGGUUUGCAUUCCUUUUGCCUUGAACCUUACUCAUCUCAUUCUGCCACAUUUCGGGCUUGGUCUUGGACUCGGUAUCAUUGACGCCGCCAUUAUGCCCCACCUGGCCCUAUUGGUUGACACACGUCAUGUGUCAGUCUACGGAAGUGUCUACGCGAUUUCUCAGCUAGGCGUCUGCUUGGGAUACGCUCUUGGUCCCUCUAUAGGUGGUCAGGUGGUCAAAAAGAUUGGAUUCCCAUGGUUGAUGCGCGGAAUGGCCAUCCUGAACGUCGUAUACAGUCCGCUCUGUUGCUUCCUGAGGCCAACCCAUCAAACCGACGAGACCUCGGCAAUCCUUUCAGAGAAUGGUAUUCCAAAGUACUUAGACGAGGACAGUCUACGUGACAGCAGUUUCUCAUAUAACCGUCUACACGAAGAAGACUGAAGCCAGCUUUACGACUCCUCUCAAUACUUUUCAAUUUAAUUUCAACUCCAAUUUCAUUACAUGCGCGAUAUUAUGGUUAUUUAAGUCAUAUGUUUGUCCCACAUGGAAAUAAACUGAAUGCUCAUUUGA
Liolophura sinensis is the source of this 1821-nucleotide messenger RNA. Its product is annotated as synaptic vesicular amine transporter-like. NCBI's taxonomy places the organism in Eukaryota, Metazoa, Mollusca, Polyplacophora, Chitonida, Chitonidae. Gene Ontology annotation, molecular function: serotonin:sodium:chloride symporter activity. Gene Ontology annotation, biological process: transmembrane transport; aminergic neurotransmitter loading into synaptic vesicle. The record is from RefSeq and is a predicted model, not a curated record. Gene Ontology annotation, cellular component: terminal bouton; synaptic vesicle membrane. The coding region runs from base 193 to 1692 and encodes 499 amino acids. The transcript has 16 exons.